AUGUCUGUUAGCGCCCCAACGAUCAGUGCGGCAAGCCGAGAAGAGCUUGUCGCCUAUGUGAAGCAGCUUCAGCAGCAUUUAAAGGAAGGCGAAGUGAAGUUAAUGCAGAUUGAUAAGCUCGAAGAAGAGGUGGAGACCUUAAAGCAAAAGUUGGAGGAAAAAAACGGUGCAGUGGCUGCGCUAACGGAACAAAGCAAGAUGCUCUCGGAGAUGUUGGUAGCUGACGAGGAGACUAAAAGAAUAUUACUCCUUCAGAUGGAAGAGUCGUGUGUCGGAGGUAAAACAAGAGAGUGUGAUUCCAGCAUUACGGUGUCCCGUGCAUCCAGCGCCCUCCGUGCAGAAAACAAUGCUCAGAUAACCCCAACAGGAUUGAAAAGAGCUGAAGCAAAUGCGGAUAAGGAACGCACUGGCAUGGGGGAGGCCUCUCUAAACCCUACAGCGCUGCGUUCUCGAAACGAUGAGAUUGCAGAAUUGGAGCAGAAAGUACGAGAACUUACGGAAGUAAAUUCAUUUUACACUGCCAUCGUCGAACACCACGACGAGGAGGAAAGAGUGAGAGCAGACGAGGGAUGCUGUUCGACGGCAAUUAAAGCGAAGGUAGAAGGGUCUGUCAAUCUCGAACGCCUUCACGAGCGUAUUGGAAACUUGGAAAGUGAACGAGAUAAUUUGCGCCGCCUGCUACGCCACAACGAGCGCGAGAAGGAAAACCUCAAUAAAGAGCUCCGCGACCUCCGGGAAGAGCUUUCUCGUCUUGAGAUUGACGUGGUCGCUGUGGAGAAGUGGAAAGUGGAAGAAUGUUUUGCACAGUGCCCCGCCCCCGUUAGUUUAGCAAUCCCUGGUUGUGGAGGUUCCCCUGUGCAAGGCGGAGACGCCGUCACAUCACGUACGUUUGCAAAAGUCGUAACGCCGAUACGGUACAAGGGAGACGGGGGUAAGCGGAUCCCAAAGCACCUCAAAAGAGGUCCCUCGGUAAAUGCGGCGAACGAGCAAUACCCACUUCUAACUAGUCCAAGACAGAGUAGAAGUCUGCUCCAGUUUGAUUCGUUGCCUGAAAUACACCUAUUGAACCCAACUAGGCAGGAGCAGAUGUUGCUCGAGAGGGUUGAAUUGUAUCGGAGACACGUUGAAGAGAUGAGUGCUCACGAAGUGGACCGCCAACGGAGCUUUGACGAAAUUGAGCAAGCUCGUGCCGAGCUAUUCACGGAGAUGAAUUUUAAGCUUGAUGAACAACGACGAGAGAUACAACGCUUAAACAAGGAAAUCGCUCUGGUUACGGAAGGCUAUAGCGAGAGUCGGAUUCAAGCAAAGAGAUCCUAUCAUGCAGAAGGUACACCGAAGUCUGCUGAAGUUGAGUCACUUUGCUCCAGUGAAACCAUCUUUGUACCAAAGGGAAGGGCAGCGGAACUUGAAGUUGUGCCAGUAGGAAACGAGAAGAAUGCGCGUAGUGACUCGAAAAACAGUAUCGAAAACAAGGGGGUACCAUCUACAGGGCAGUCCGAAACUGCUAAAAUAAAACAUUCAGGUACGCUGGAAAACAAGCUUUUUGCACCCUUUGAGGAAGGCUGUCCGCUGUCCGGCAGUGAAUGGACAUGGUACCAUAUGGACAUGGUAGAGAAAUAUGAGAGAGUGGAUAUCGCUUACAAAGAGCAGGAAACAUUUGCCGGUAUACUUAUGUGGAACCAAAUCGCCGUGCUUUCGAUCGCGUCAGAACUGAUGACGCGAGCCAGGGGGGCGCAAAGCGAGGUAAGCAGCCUUCAAACCAGGCUAGCCGAAGUACAGGCACUUGUCUCAUCUCUGGAACACCAGAAAGAAAGUCUUGUGGAGGAACUCGGAAGGCUGCGGGAAGCCCACGUGAACGAACCUGAGGAUGGAGGGGAGGGCAGCACUUCGUUUGAUGUCUUGAAAACGAAUCAACAAGUAUUCACCCAAGCAGUGCCCUUGACAGAAGCGUGGGGACCCUUGCUCUGUGUUUGUGAUGCUUACAGUGAAAUCGUGGAAGGGCAGAUUGCAGUGUUAAGAACUCUCUCCGAGGGGGAAGAUGCUACUCGCAUCAAAGGGAGUGAAAUAAAAAUGAACACCGCCAGCGCAGCCCCUCCGUAUCGAGACGUUCACCUUCAAGGGCCGGAAACUGACGCGAACAAACCUUCCGGCCUGGUCGACACUGAUGGUGAUGAGGAGUUUCAAAUGCGUCUCAGAGGGGGGAAUUGGCUGGCUUUCCCUCCAGAUUCUGAUGUCUUUCCCUCCGACAACACAACGAAACUGCAUGAAGCCACUGACGACGGCACCACUGGGUUAGGCCGCGGCAACGCGGAAGCACUCCCCAAAGCGCCACUCGCCACGGGACCGAGCCAAGAAACGUAUCUUAGUGACAAUGCGCACCCACCAUACCGUGCGAAAAGAGAAAUCGGCUGCGGGGUGUGCGCAGAGGCCCACGGCGCACCGGAAGGCCACGUGACGCAAGCUCCCGUCACACAUCAACACCUACAAAGCGGUCCUCUGUCUUGGGGGUCGUUCUCAAAUGCAAUUACUUCCGAGGGGUGUGGAGACGAUGGAACUGGAAGCAGAAACACGGGACAGUUGAAGAAUGCGCUCGAAAAUUUAUUCUGUGACGCAAAUGCUUCGCAACCGGCAACUUACCAAGAGACGCGGGAAGAUAACUCGUGUACAUUUGCCGCGGAGUUUGACCCAUUUGCUUAG
Messenger RNA from Trypanosoma brucei brucei TREU927, 2697 nucleotides. RefSeq lists its product as hypothetical. The coding region runs from base 1 to 2697 and encodes 898 amino acids. Lineage: Eukaryota; Euglenozoa; Kinetoplastea; Trypanosomatida; Trypanosomatidae. The transcript has a single exon. The record is from RefSeq and is a predicted model, not a curated record.